Molecule: messenger RNA, 2167 nt
Organism: Myotis lucifugus (little brown bat)
Lineage: Eukaryota; Metazoa; Chordata; Mammalia; Chiroptera; Vespertilionidae
Gene: CUNH18orf63
Product: chromosome unknown C18orf63 homolog
Exons: 13
Coding region: 1-2073 (690 amino acids)
Source: RefSeq, a predicted model, not a curated record
AUGAAUGAUUCUAGGCAGCAGUCACUGUUCUUCAUCACACUUCCAGAUUUACAGAAACUCUGUGCCGUCAAGAUAAUAUUGCAUAAUGGGGUGGCAGAUACCGAGAUUAGAAGUACACAAAUUAGGAUGUGCAGGCAGUUGCUGUUUUUGCACCAAGAUAUUCUUGUAUCACCUGUGCCUGGAAUAUUUAGCCAAAUUUGGGUGGUGAUGGCGAUACCAUUUUAUAAAGCUGGAAAACUUAAUGCCUAUAUUGAAAAAUAUGGAGCUAAGGUAGAGGCACCACGAAGAGUAAUUCCUGUAAUUCUUCAAAACUGCCUUUCAUAUUCACUCACGGCCAGACUUGCUCCAGCCUGGAAUAAAACUGGCCAUCUCUUGGUGCAAGGAAGAGAAUUUCUUUCUCAGAUGGGAAAGCAAAAUGCUGUUGCAUUAGACAUCAAUGUAACAGAAACUCAAGUUUGUCUAAGUAUAGAAGCUUAUACAAUCAGACUGCCACCACCUGAGCUAAAAGAAUUUGAUAUUUCUCAAAGCAUUAUAAAGGACUUUGAUACUCACAAGAAUGGUGUCAUUGAGGGCCAUUCAAUUUUAAGCAACUGGUGCUACGUUUUGCCAAGUAUGAAAAUGGGGAAGAUAUUAAGUAUUCGUCAUACCACACCUCCUGACUGUCCUUUUCACUCAUAUAAAGAUUUCCAGAUGCACUGGGAUGACCUGUAUGGCUACAAACUUCCAGAAGAUGGUGGAAAUAUUAAAAUAUACUGCAACAUCUACUUCAAAAUGAUAGGAGAAAGGAUCUUUACAUACCCUCUCAGUUGCAUCAGAAGUCAGCCCAUACAGUUCUUUCCAAGGGUAGAUUUGGAAGAUGUGUUGAAAAGUUUUCUUUCAGAUUUAAAAUCUAAACUGCCCCAUAUAUGUGGGUUUCCCAUAAAGAUGACAACGAAACCGUGCUACUCCACACAAGAACUAACUAAACCAAGUAUACAGGAAAACAAAGUCAAGCCACCCAAUCUGACCUCUAAACAAAUGUUCAGGACCUCUCUGAUUCAGGCCCCUUCCACAGGACCCUCCCUGGCUCAACAUCCUUUAUCGAGAUCAGUGGCCAUAGACCACAAGGUGGAGCCUUGGGUCAGCCAGCAGAAUACCUGCGUGUUCUCAGCUCUGAACCUCCAGCCAGAAUCUGCUCAGAGCAGAAAGAAGUCCCUCUCUGACAAGGCACCACAAGUACAUUUGGAAGUACCAAAGCCCACCAGAGGAAAUACUCUAGUUCAAGACACUAAUUUUAGCUCCCAAAGUAACAAGGCCCCUAAAUUCAUACCAAUUUUCAAAACUCGAUCAUUUCAGAUGAAUAAAAAUGUCUUAGAGCCUGAAAACCUGAAAAGAAAACAACUUGUUACAGAAUCCAAGUUGUUUUCAUUUAAGACCAAUGUGGUCCAGGAUGACAAACUGAAUUUAGAUCCAGCUACAGAAAAAAGAUAUAAUUGUAAUGUUCAGAUGGAAGUUAGAAAUUUAAACCAGAAGACUUUUAGACCUCUGCAAGAAAAAGAAAGUAUGACAAAAUAUCUCCCUUGUAACAAAAAAUCAUCAGCUGUGAGUAUGAAUGGAAAUAAGCGAUUAUCUAAUAGUUCAGGAUUGCAGAUGUCAAAUAAGAGUUUAGGUACGCUAAAAAGUGCCAUUGACUGCCAAGUGAAUGAAAAAGAAAUUUUAACAAGCAAACAUAUAGCACAAAUUUUAGAAAAGGGACAUGAGUCACUAAAAGUGAAAAGACCACACAUUUUUGAAUCAGACACAGAAAUGGAAGGUUCCCAACUACUUCAACAAUCAGUCAGUAAAACUAAAGAAGUUGAUAUCAGUGACCACAGACAGAUAGCAGGCAGGACAGCCCACAGGCCUAACAGAAAACUAUGUCAGGAAUCUUCAAAACCUGCAAAGCAGCCUCAUUCCAGUAAUGUCCACUAUGGACAAUCCAGUUCUUCUAUGAACCAGAUACAUGACUUGGACAAAUCAAAACCUAAGAAAUCUCUCAUCAGCCCUCAAGCUUAUAACAUGGAUGUGAAAGCAGGAAAUAUCCAUAAGAGAUAAACACUCUGAACAGUAGAUGGACACUCGGGCACUGCUGUGCAUGUGGAAUUGGGCUCCGUACACAGCUGUGGGACCUCCUUUUUCACUCGACAGU